Molecule: messenger RNA, 2434 nt
Organism: Sus scrofa (pig)
Lineage: Eukaryota; Metazoa; Chordata; Mammalia; Artiodactyla; Suidae
Gene: SP100
Product: SP100 nuclear body protein
Biological process (GO): regulation of transcription by RNA polymerase II
Cellular component (GO): nucleus
Molecular function (GO): DNA binding; DNA-binding transcription factor activity, RNA polymerase II-specific; protein binding
Source: RefSeq, a predicted model, not a curated record
CCCACUUGGGCGGAGCCCUAGAGAGACUUCCUGUUCAGGGUUCAGGCCUAGGGCUGCCUCCCUGGACACUGGAGUGGUUGCAGGCCAAGCUCAGGCCCAGGCCGGGCUGAGGUGGAAAGAUGGCUAGUGGAGGCCGUGAGCUCAGGACAAGGAUGUCAGUAGAAACAAGGAACACAGACGAUGAGCUGAUCUAUGAGAUUGUAUUCAACCACUUCAAAAGACAUAAGGUGGAGAUUUCAAAUGCAAUAAAAAAGCCAUUUCCCUUCCUGGAGGGCCUUCGUGACCGUGAACUCAUCACCAAUAAAAUGUAUGAAGACUUUCAAGAUUCCUGUAGAAACCUGGUCCCUGUGCCAAGAGUGGUGUACAAAGUUCUCAGUGAGCUGGAGAAGAUAUUUGACCUGCCGCUUCUGGAAGCAUUGUUCAGUGAGGUCAACAUGCAGGAGUAUCCUGAUUUAAAUCAAAUUUAUAAAAGCUUUGAAAAUGUGAUCCAAGAGAAACUUAAUCAUGAAGAAGGUGACAGAGAAGAGAGGGAGGAGAGGCCUAAUGUCCAACUGAGGCUUCAGCAAGGAUCCAAUAAAAACUCAUUUCGAAGCCUGACUUGGUUGAGCAGAAGAUUCUCCUCUUAUGAUGGUACAAGCCCACGUGAAAAUGGGCUCUCGGAGCACCUCUGUGAAAUGGAACAGACAAAUGCAGAGAGGACAGAUACAAUCAGUGAUGAAAAUGAUGCACUAGAAAGGCAACAAGCAAAUGAACACGAUGCCCAAGAGUCUGAACCAGCAGAGUACUACGAACAAGUACAUGAUGAAUCAGAUAAUGGAGAUGCAAGAAAGGAGAUGCCCAACCCAGAGCCUACUGAUGAAAAAAGUGCCAAACUAUCCAACCAUGGAUACCAAAUCAAUUCCUGUUCUGUCUAUCUGGUGGAUAUAAAGAAGGAAAAGCCUUUUUUGACCUCAGAAUUUGAAUUUCAAUCCCAGGCAUCUGACGUAAUAGUGAUCAGCAGUGAGGACUCUGCAGAGUCCGGGGAUGGAGAAAUGUCCUCAGGAGCUUCCAGGUCAGCACAGAGAACAUUGCCCGAUCUUCCAAAUACUGAAAACAAAGCUUUUUAUGGACCAAGCAACAGGAAAAGACGGAUGGCCUCUAGUGACUCUUCAGAAUUGAGUGAUGAAGGUGCAUCUCGGAAACCAUACACUUCAUUCCUAGAAAAUGGGUCAGAUACCUCGGAUUCGGAAAGCAAUUCUACUUUGGGAAAACACAGUGGGAAAAGAAAGAGAAAGAGAGGCAGACCUAAAACUCAGAGUAAAAGAGCCCCAAAGAAAAGAGGCAGACCAAGAGGGAAAAAAACAGCCAACACUGGGCCUCGGAAAAAAGGCAGAAAAAGAGGUCCAAGAAUUCCCAGAGUAGAAAAUAUGGAUUUUCAAAGUCCUCAACUUCCCGUGACAUGCGGUCCAGCAGAGGGGGUUUUAUAUAAGAAGAAAAUGGAACAAGGCAUCUGGCAGAAGUGUAUAAAGAGCAAGAAUGGAAAAUGGUUCACCCUCAAGGAAUUUGAAGCUGAAGGAAAGCAUGACGCAUCCAAGAACUGGAAGAUGAGUGUGCGCUGCGGUGGAUGGCCCCUAAAAAUCCUGAUUGAGAAUAGACAUCUACCAGUCCCUCCAAGAAAAAGAAAAAAAGAAACCUCAGGUAAAUGUGCAGUGUGCGAAGGAGAGGAAGAACUGUUCUCCUGUGAUACUUGUUCAAGGUUCUUUCAUGAGAAUUGCCACGUCCAGCCCAAAGAUGCUAACAGUUACCCAUGGAGUUGCAUUUUCUGCAAGAUAAAGGCUCUUCAGGAAAAGUGCCCAGAAAGCCAACCACGUCAUCAAGAAUCUGAGGUGCUGAAAAGGCAGAUGCUCCCUGAUGAGCAACUGAAAUGUGAGUUCCUCCUCUUGAAGGUCUAUUGCUGUCCAAAAAGCCCCUUUUUUGCCUCAGAACCAUAUUUUCGCUUUUGCCAACAGAGUAGAACUCGAUCUCGGGUCCUGGCAAAGCCCAUGUGGUUAGACAAAAUCAAGAAAAAGCUGACGAGGAACAUAUACUGCCAAGUGGAGUGGUUUAUACAGGACAUGCGUCUCAUCUUCCAGAACCACAGGGUGUUUUACAAGAACAAAAAUUUCAUCAAUCUUGGACUUCAACUAGAAGACAAGUUUGAGAAUUAUUUCAAAGACAUUUUUGGCAUCCAGGAAAUAAGCACCAAGAGUUCUCAAUGUGAGCCCAAGCUUUCAUAAUGUAUCCCAUUUCUAGUUCUCCUUCCAGAAACUCCAGCAGCUACAUGAUACCAUCCAGACCUAUGGCCCCACUGGCCAUACUGCUUGUCACUGUGCAAAUAACAUACCUCACUUCUUUUUUAUUUUUUUGGUUGACAUUUCUGAUCAUUUAUUUUUCUAAAUAAAAAUUUUAAAUUUCA